Lynx canadensis (Canada lynx) is the source of this 612-nucleotide messenger RNA. RefSeq names its product hes family bHLH transcription factor 3 (gene HES3). The coding region runs from base 1 to 612 and encodes 203 amino acids. Lineage: Eukaryota; Metazoa; Chordata; Mammalia; Carnivora; Felidae. Gene Ontology annotation, molecular function: DNA-binding transcription factor activity, RNA polymerase II-specific; RNA polymerase II cis-regulatory region sequence-specific DNA binding; protein dimerization activity. The transcript is spliced from 4 exons. Gene Ontology annotation, biological process: regulation of neurogenesis; regulation of transcription by RNA polymerase II; anterior/posterior pattern specification. Gene Ontology annotation, cellular component: nucleus. The record is from RefSeq and is a predicted model, not a curated record.
AUGGGCACUAAGCCUGGGACCCAGGGCAGCUCCGGUGGCCAAGCCGGCGGCUUCCGCAAGAUCUCCAAGCCACUGAUGGAGAAGAAGCGACGGGCACGCAUCAAUGUAUCGCUGGAGCAGCUGAAGUCGUUGCUGGAAAAACACUACUCCCACCAGAUCCGGAAACGCAAGUUGGAGAAGGCGGAUAUACUGGAGCUGAGCGUCAAGUACAUGAAAAGCCUUCAGAACUCGGCUCAAGGGCUCUGGCGGGUCCCCAGCGGAGCCGAGUUCCCGUCUGGCUUCCGCAGCUGUCUGCCGGGAGUUAGCCAGCUUCUGGGGCGCGGAGAGGACGGCGGCGGCGGCCUGCGCUGCCCCCUGGCGCUUGAGCGCGCAGGUGGCAGCACCAUGGACAGCGCCAGCCCGAGCCCGGAGGCGCCCGCGCCGCUUGGCCCCUGCGUCCCCGCCAUUUGGGUCCCUGCUCCAGCCAUCGGCGCCUCGAGGUCCCAGCCACCCCGGCUCCUCUUCCCUGGAGGUCUCCCCGGCCCGUCCUCCAGCGUCCCGGGGCCGCAGCCGGCCCCUCGCCGCUGCGCCGAGAACCCAGGGCCGGGUCUGGGGGUUUGGCGGCCCUGGUGA